Messenger RNA from Heterobilharzia americana, 5601 nucleotides. NCBI's taxonomy places the organism in Eukaryota, Metazoa, Platyhelminthes, Trematoda, Strigeidida, Schistosomatidae. The record is from the annotation of a GenBank genome assembly.
CUGAAUUCAAAAGUCACGUCAAGGUUUCCGUCAACCGCGUAUUGCGAAGGUGUUUCGUUUUUGUACUGAGAUUUGAGAUGGACCGGAAAGUAGCCAAUUUUGUGCAUUCACAAGCUGUUUCUAGAGAUUACAUAUCACAGCCACGCAUAACCUAUAGAACUGUCUCCGGGGUAAAUGGGCCUCUGGUUAUACUAGAUGAUGUGAAGUUCCCAAAAUUCGAUGAGAUUGUGAGGCUGACUCUUGCUGAUGGUAGUCAGCGAACAGGACAGGUCUUAGAAGUUAGUGGUAAAAGGGCUAUCGUCCAAGUAUUCGAAGGGACCAGUGGAAUUGAUGCAAAGAACACUACUUGCGAAUUUACGGGGGAUAUCCUUCGAACACCUGUAUCGGAAGAUAUGCUGGGACGUGUAUUCAAUGGUUCUGGGAAACCGAAAGACAAAGGUCCAGCUAUCCUUGCAGAAGACUACUUAGAUAUACAAGGUCAACCUAUUAACCCGUGGUCACGCAUUUACCCUGAAGAAAUGAUUCAAACAGGCAUAUCAAGUAUUGAUGUUAUGAAUUCAAUUGCGCGAGGUCAAAAAAUCCCCAUAUUUUCUGCUUCUGGCUUGCCCCAUGAUGAAAUCGCUGCCCAAAUUUGUCGUCAAGCCGGUUUAGUCAAACUGCCAGGAAAAAGUGUUAUAGACAGUGAUGCAGACAACUUCGCCAUUGUAUUUGCGGCAAUGGGUGUUAACAUGGAGACUGCCAGGUUUUUCAUGCAAGACUUUAAAGAAAAUGGUUCAAUGGAAAAUGUUUGCCUAUUUCUAAAUUUAGCAAAUGACCCUACCAUAGAACGUAUCAUAACGCCUCGCAUCGCCCUUACGACAGCUGAAUAUUUGGCUUAUCAAUGCGAAAAACAUGUACUGGUUAUUCUUACCGACAUGAGUUCUUAUGCAGAAGCCUUACGUGAGGUAUCAGCAGCUCGCGAAGAAGUUCCAGGUCGUCGUGGUUUCCCAGGUUAUAUGUAUACUGAUUUGGCAUCGAUUUAUGAACGAGCUGGUCGUGUUGAAGGCCGGUCAGGAUCAAUCACACAGAUCCCAAUUUUAACCAUGCCUAACGAUGAUAUUACACAUCCUAUUCCAGAUUUAACCGGUUAUAUCACUGAAGGUCAAAUUUAUGUGGAUCGUCAGCUUCAUAACAGACAGAUCUACCCACCGAUUAAUGUAUUGCCAUCGCUUUCUCGUCUAAUGAAGUCUGCUAUUGGUGUUGGUAUGACUCGGGAAGAUCAUUCCGAUGUUUCUAAUCAGUUGGUAAGUUAGUUAUAAAGAAUAAGUGUUGAUAACCUCAGUUUAUUUUGUGUACUGCUGUCUGUUAUGUAAUUUUUCACGAAUACCUUAGUGUUUUUUUUUUUUACAAGAUAUUGUCAACAGUUUGACUUGUAAAAAUGUUACUAAGGUAUAUUUAUUUCAGCUAUAUGUUGAUUUAACUUGUGUUGCUUCGACAAAUGGGAAAUUGUGAUCGCAUUUGUUUCAUAAUAUGGGAAAUGUUGCUACAACUUCACUGUUAGGGCUUAGUUCCAUCACAGUGGUGCAUAUUUAAAAGAUACUAGUUGAAUGAAGCCUAUAGAGCUUAAUCUUUCAACAUUAUAGAUACGACGUAUCCGUCUUUAUCUACGCAUAUUUGUGUCAUUGAGGUUCAUUCGACAUCUCUUUGAGUUCAUGAAGAUCUGUAUUCAGUUACCAGUGUUAUAUUUUAACUCCAGCUCCUAUGACUUGGACGCCUUUUACACCUGAAAUUCAAGUGGCUUUCAUACCAGCUAAUAUUCACUGAUAGCCUAGUCUAGCUUUCAGAAAUAGAAAAGUCAUUAUUGCAGGUCUUAGAAUAUGGAUAUACUUGGUCAUCUUUGGCAUAUUUUGCUGCUUUUUAUGUAGGAUAUUAGAUCUUAUCAACCUCAUAUAACUUAUCUGUUUUCGCUAUAAUUAUUAAUAUUGGUAAUUAUAGUAAUAUUGUUUUAAUUUGAUCUUUGUCGGCAAUCUCCUGGUGUAUUUCUUACACUUAAUUGCAAAUGCAUCCGCCGGUGUAUAAGAUUUACUAAGAUGUUCAUGGGAUUCAGAGGGCAAUCGUGUUUGUUCGGAAUCGAAAACUGUUUAAUUCAUCCCUAUUUUAUGUCAUACAUGAACAUUGUAAAAAGUUACACUUACGCUUUCACUGAUACUUAGUAGUUAUAUUUUGACUGCUUAAGAUUUGGUUCCUGUUAUACUUACUUGUGCAGGAGUGCUCUUCAUCCGUUUGAAACAAAGUGGCCGUUUAUAACACUGACUUAUGAUCUGUGAGUUAAAUAUUUGAAUCUCACGUGACCUAAUUUGAUUUCUGUUGUCACGCUCCAUCAUGAGAUGUAACAAUAUGUGAAGUUCAUUGGAUUAGUAUAUGAACCCAUACUUGUUUGCUGAAUUGUAUCAUCGUUGGACCUAUUGGUUGGAUGUUAAUAUCUCACCAAUUUUGAUUAUAAUGAAAACACCCUUGUCCUAAUCAACUUUCUAAAACUUAUGGUCAUUUUGAGGGUUCUUAUUCAUCUAGCAGUAAAAGUAUACUCCAUACAGAAUCUUAAAUCACCAGUUUAAGUGUGUUUAAAGAUCACUGUGCUCUCAGAUCGAACCAGUUAUAAAACUUUGAAUGUUAAUUGUUACAGUAUCCACUAGAUCCUGGUUUUUAACACUAACACUAGAUAUAACUGCUGUUGAUUAUAACGUUUUGACUUAUAGCUGUCAAAUUCACUAGAUCUACUACGGUCUUUUAUUAUCUGUCUACCCGGCAAACAGUAGUAUCGCAGACAAUCCCAUUUCAGGUUGUCUCAUAGUCUUGAUAAGUGGGUGAACUGAGAUAAAUUGGUGUUUCUUACCUUUAAGACACUUUCAGUUUAUCGUAAAUAGACCUCUAUACGGAUGCCUCGAUACUGCCUAGAUAUUUGUUAUUUUGUAGUCUACUUGGUGACUAGCAGUGGAAUCCAGCUUGACGCGCGUUUCGUCCUAUUUGGGACUCGUCAGCUGGAUGUACGUGCAUCCCAGUGAGUGAUGUUUCCUCUGAGACUCGAACCCAGUAUGCAUUCUUUUACUUGUGUCUUUUUUCCUAACAUUCGAUCUUUUUUAUAUUCUGUAUGCAGUUAAAUAAUGAUUUAUCUACCAGAUGGUGAGAAAUAGUCGUAAGUAUUACAGGCUAAUAUUGUUUUCUAGAAAUGAAGACUGUCUUCGAUUCACUGAAUAAGACCAUUACAUAGAAAUAUCAUUUGUAAGGGGGAAAUAAUAAAGAUGUUCAUUAAUAUGUUGAAAAUCACGUACCGAAAUAUUUUACACAAAGUUAAAACAAUUAACUACUACUGAUUCCAUGGUCCCAGUAGUACUUUUUGAUCGAAUUUCAAUGAAAGUUUUAGACAACUUAUGGUUAAGAUCAUGUAGAUUUCUUCUUCUUCUUAUUGAUUACUAUUAUUUGGCGUUUGGGUUCCUAGUGGAACAUAGGGCUUCAGUAGCACGUCACCAUUUCACUCUGUUCUCUACAAUCUUUUGAACCUGGCUCCACGACUGCCCACAGGCUUUCAUUUCUUCCUCACACCAUCUCCUCCGUGUCACACUCGGACACCCAACUCGUCGUCGCUUCCUAUGCGGGUUCCCCUCGAUGACCUGGCCUGACACGUUAUGUCCUCAGUGAAUGCCCAAUUCAAUCCAAUCCAUCUACACUUUCUUCUUCUUCUUCUUCUGCAUAUUUGUUGGAUGAUGGGUUCUUGGUUGGUUCGUUGCAAGCCAGUCAGAGUUGCCCGUUGCUUAUUCUUUCUGGCCAUCCAUCUGAUCUUCAGUAUCGAGUGAGUGUAGGUGGCAACUGUUGAUGUGAUGUAUGUGUGUAGUUUGUUCGAAAUGCUUCACAUAACGCGCCAAGUCUCUCAACCAUCACAUAGAAGCACUGACUUACUUGACUUGACUGACACUGGUGUUGAAAAUCCGGAUGUUGUUCACGCUUUAUGCUGAGUGGAGUGGAGUGCAGUGCAGUAGAUCUCCACACUGAUUUCAGAUUAUUGAAGGAAGGCCUGUCUUUCUAUCUUUCCGAUCCUGGUUUUGACGGAAAGAAGUUUUUUAUAUAUAUUUAUAUAUAUGCACGCAAUGAUCUUGGCUAUUUGCAUGCCUUUCUAGAAGUCGUUUCUUAUUGCUAUUGCCUCUUUUAUCAAUCUAUUGUUUAUAUGUAUGAUCACAGUCGUUUUCUGUCGAAACUUCAUUGCAGAAUGAUUGGUUAUGGAAGGCUUUAGGGCUUCAUACGAGGAUCUGAACAAUCUUAUAGCAAAUUUUAACAAUAACACACAAGUACAAUGUUUCAAGUCGUCAUAUUUCUUGAUGCCGCAGAAAAGGAAAAGCUACCAAAGUAGGAAGAAAUUUGAGUGAUGGGAAAAGUCUGAGCUAAGUCAAGAUUUUAACUUUCUUGGUUUCCCAAUUUCCUUCCUAGUACUUUGCCGAUUGGUCCUCGGAACCCAAAUGUAAAUAUGGUAUCAGUUCUAAAUACAAACAGAAAAUAUUCAACUGCUUAUGUUUACUCAUAUUAUCUACUCAACCUAACGUUUUGAUCCAGUCAGAGUUGUAUAGAAUGGGAAAAUGUUUGAUCAUUAAUUACUCAAACUGUCUGACUGUCAGCGAUAGUGACAGAAUAAAUUAAAACCUUUAUAGCUACGUGGUUUAAUAACCACUCUGCAUAUGUUAGUUUUCGUUUAACUUAUUCGAAUAUGUUCUAUAUGAAAAUAUUUUGUCUUUUUUUCACAGUAUGCAUGUUACGCAAUCGGUAAAGAUGUUCAGGCGAUGAAAGCUGUUGUUGGUGAGGAAGCAUUAAGCGCAGAAGAUUUACUUUAUUUGGAAUUUUUAACGAAAUUUGAGAAAAACUUUAUUUCUCAAGGCGCUUAUGAAAAUCGAAGUAUAUUCGAUUCACUUGAUAUUGGUUGGGAACUGCUGCGUAUAUUCCCGAAGGAAUUGUUGAAACGAAUUCCAGUAAAGGUAUUGGAGAAGUAUUAUCCUCGUUAAACUUUCAACACCCUGAUAUACAAACAAUACGGUAAUAGACAAGAGCUGUGUGGCUAAUUAAACUCGUAGUAUGUUUUCAUUUCUAAUCAUUCCAAAUUGUUUUCUUUCCCAAGUAUUAGUACUAUUAAUACUAUUGUUAUCACUACAAGACUUACAUGAGUACUACUACUGCUGCUACCAUCAUAGUAGUAGUAUUCAAUCAUUAUGAGCUACUUAUUGUGAUUACUACUUGAUUCGUCGACAUGUUUUACAGUUUUCACAUAUUUUUUUCUCUUAUUUCACACUUCUGUGUUGUUGUUUUUUACUUAUUCCCAUUUUCAAAAUGGGUUGAAAGCAUAAUAUUAUACACCUUGACGAAUUGAAGACAAUGAUUUAUUUAAUUUGGGGUAUGGUAAUUUCUACUCCUCCUCCCCCCUUUUCAGCUUGAUUUCAUCUGUAUAUUUCUACAGAGUGUUUUCAAUACUCGAUCACACAUAUUCCAUUCUGUUUAUCAACCGGAUCGCAUAUUUAUAUAUACACCUAUUAGUGCACACAGGAAAGUGGUCUUUGUUUUGAAUAAACAUGUUACUAGUUAUCC